ACCCAUCGUUCCCGACUCUCACCCGCACCCGCACCUGGAGGACCCGGGGGACAUCCGCCAGCUGCUAUGGCCCGCCGAGCGGCUGCCGUACUACAGCAGCAAGAGCGGCGCGUUCCUGGGGACUAUCAACGCAAGGAUGAGGUCACGCCCUACCACGCUCACCGCGAGAGCGACGCAGCGCAGGUAUGCGCACGCCAUAUUGGAGAGUAUGCCGGUGGAUGGGAGGGAUCCGAUGUGGAGGGAGGGGGUUGCGGGUGCGGCCUGUGCGGCUGCGGGUGGGGACACGGGACUGUGGGAUUCCCCCGAUGAGCCGUUUCCCGAGGAGGGGGUGGCGGCGCAGUUGAGGCAGUAUGGGGAGGUUCGUUCCUUUUCUUCUAAUAUAUGGGUGGUGUGACGCUGAUGAUAACGCAGAUGUUUGCCUACCUCUCCCGCCUAUACGAGAAUGCUUUGAACUGCCCUCGGCAGCUCAAGCGGGCCGAGCAGAUUGUGCGGCGAGGCCGCGAGAUCCUGGCGGCUGUGCGGCUGCUGGCCGGACAGCCACGGAGGAAUCAUCCGCCCGCUGGAGGUACCGAGGCUAGGAAUACGAGUGAGGUUUCGCUGUGGGGCUGGCAGCCGCAUAGGGAGAUUGAGCUGGCGGAACGCGUCUGUGAGCGACGAAGGCUUAGGGCGGCGGAGGCUAGAGCGAGUGCUAGGGAACAGAAGACCCUGAGUAAACGCGGGCCGCCGAGGGAGUGGAAACUUAAACCUUCGUCUUCGGUUGAGGAUGAUGAUGAUGAUGAUGAUGAUGAUGAUGAUGAUGAUGAUGAUGAUGAUGAUGAUGAUGAUGGUGAUGUUGGUGGUGCCGUGCAGGCGGAGGAGGGCAGGGACGAUGGGGGAAACGAGGCGGGGGAGGGAAGGCAGAAGACCUGGGCUGAGGAAGAGCUGGAGCGGUCCAGAAGGCGGAGGGCGAAACUCGCAGCUGCGGUGACUUCGGACGAACCCAACGGCAUAAACCUUCCUCUCCUGUAUGGAGGCAACGACAGUAAGACCGAAUUACCUGUUGACCAACGCCCUCCAAUCCUCGUCUUCCCUCGACGGCCGGAGCCCAUUCAUUGGACUUAUCCCAAUUGGAACGACGGCUGGGACAUACCUACGCUCAGGCUACCGCCGCCUCAGAACGAAAAGUAUACCACCGCAGUAGUAUCGUCUGGAGAUCGGUUCCUGAGGACCCACACCAUAAAAGAUUCGAUCGAAUGUUUAUCCAUACCAGCGUAUCGCCGGCCAAUUUCGGAGCCCGUAUCACCGAAAACGGUGCCGGUUACUUCUCCAUUCACCACCACCACCGAGGAAUCCAGCUCGAAUUAUGCGACAACCGAUAGCGAGCAAAUAGCCCUGGCCGCGAGCCUAUCCCCGAUCACAACGCCAUCCACGACGAACCAGACAUCCUCGAGCAGCAACUCGAUGGGUUCCGGGAAUCCAACACUGCGCAAGUUUCGAGCCGCUUUCAAAAGCGUGUUCCCAAAUGGCCAGAAACGUCUUCCCUGGGCAUCAAAGCGAGGUGCCGCUUCCCUUCAGCCGUCUGCGCCGAUGGCCGUUUCGCCGCAGGAGGAGGAGCCUACGAAAGUCACCGAGAUUACGUUACGCUCGAAUAGAACCACCACCUUGGAAAGAGUCGACUCACUAAGCGGGACAGACCGUAGCGAAGGGGAGAAACUGACAAGGACCGAGAGAGAAUACCAAGAGAUCUUGGAGGCUCUACGAGGAACGAGGCGGGAGUUGAUGGUGGAAAGAGCUGAACGGCGGAGAUCGAGAAGCCGAGGCAGACGGUUGGAGCGGGGACGCAGCAUUUCGAGGAGCAAGAGCAAGGAAACCGUGAGGCAGAGCCGGGAGACUGUCAGGUGGUGGCUGGGAGAGGUGCAUCUGGCGGAAUAGCUGUGACGGAUGGUGUCCGAGGCUUGUCCAUACGCAGUUGCGGUUGCUAAUGCUUUAGGUGUUGACGGGUGUGGGGAUGGCAGCGCAGGUUUCCUAGUGGCCGGGUUUGGCUGCAGGUUAGGUCUGCAUUUGGGAGUGGCUUUUGGCAACGCCUCUUUUUUGUACAGAAUUGAACGGCGAGUUCAUCCAAGUUCCAACUUGGAGCUGAAGCUCCGUCGAACUCCCCGUGAAGCUGCCCGCGUAUAUGUCGGCAAUCAUUGACACAUCUCUG
Molecule: messenger RNA, 2182 nt
Organism: Tricharina praecox
Lineage: Eukaryota; Fungi; Ascomycota; Pezizomycetes; Pezizales; Pyronemataceae
Exons: 1
Coding region: 382-1911 (509 amino acids)
Source: RefSeq, a predicted model, not a curated record